Monopterus albus (swamp eel) is the source of this 3345-nucleotide messenger RNA. RefSeq names its product thrombospondin 1b (gene thbs1b). Bases 203 to 3256 code for a protein of 1017 amino acids. Gene Ontology annotation, molecular function: calcium ion binding; protein binding. The transcript has 20 exons. Lineage: Eukaryota; Metazoa; Chordata; Actinopteri; Synbranchiformes; Synbranchidae. Gene Ontology annotation, biological process: negative regulation of angiogenesis; cell adhesion. The record is from RefSeq and is a predicted model, not a curated record.
AGGACAAGUUUGCAAACAAAGGGGGGGAAACACUUGUCUUUAGUAUUUUUCCUUCUUUUCAAGGUGAAAUAUUUUCUUAUCUAAUAAUUCGUAUUAAAGCCAUUUCUUGGGGAUUAUUACUGGAUUUCUACACAUUUUUGUGGGAUUUUUUAACUUUUGGUCUGUGGUUUUCGUCAAACAGGCAGCAGGUUGGCGUUUCACCAUGAAGUUGACUGGGAUAUUUUUGCUAUUGAUGCUGUGGACCUGCGAGAGCGCCAGAGUUGCAGAGAGCCGAGAAGACAAUAGCGUGUUUGACUUGUUUGAGCUCGUCAGAGUCCCCAAGAAGAACCACGGGGUCACCCUGGUCAAAGGAGAUGACCCGUACAGCCCCGCAUACAAGAUCCUCAAUCCAGACCUCAUCCCGCCGGUUCCAGAGAGCGCUUUUAGGGACCUGAUCGAUUCCAUCCAUGCCGAGAGGGGAUUCCUCCUGCUGCUCAACUUCAAGCAGUUCAAACGGACCCGGGGAAGCCUCUUGACCGUGGAGAAACUGGACGGCUCUGGACCCGUGUUAGAGAUAGUCUCCAACGGCAAGGCGAACACCCUGGACAUAGUUUUCUCCACCGAGAACAAGCAGCAGGUGGUUUCCAUCGAAGAAGCCUAUCUGGCUACGGGCCACUGGAAGAAUAUCACGUUGUUCGUGCAGGAGGAUCGGGCGCAGCUGUACGCGGGAUGCGAGGAGGUGAACGCAGCUGAGUUGGAUGCGCCUAUCCAGAGCAUCCUGACGCAGGAGACCCCAACCAGCGCGCAGCUCAGGAUUGGCAAGGGAGCCGUGAAGGACAGGUUCAUGGGGGUCCUACAGAACGUGCGGUUUGUGUUUGGAACAACACUGGAUGCCAUCCUCCGCAACAAAGGAUGUCAAAGUUCCAUGACCACUGAAACCAUGAUCCUGGAGAACCUCAAUGGCUCCUCGGCCAUCAGAACAGAGUACACUGGACAUAAGACUAAAGACCUGCAGAUGGUCUGUGGAUUCUCCUGUGAGGACCUGGUCAGCAUGUUUAAGGAGCUGAGAGGCCUUGGUGUUGUGGUGAAGGAGCUGUCCAAUGAACUCCGCCAGCUAACAGAUGAGAACAAGCCUAUUAACAUUCACAGUGGCGUCUGCCUCCACAAUGGCAUCGUUUACAAGAACAAAGAUGAGUGGACGGUCGAUGACUGCACUGAGUGCACGUGUCAGAACUCUGCUACUGUGUGCCGGAAGAUCUCCUGUCCCCUGAUCCCCUGUGCUAAUGCCACUGUUCCUGAUGGAGAGUGCUGCCCACGCUGUGGAACACCGAGCGACUAUGCAGAGGACGGCUGGUCGCCAUGGUCUGAAUGGACCCAUUGUUCUGUGUCAUGUGGGCGGGGCACCCAGCAGCGCGGGCGCUCUUGCGACCGUAUCAAUAACAACUGCGAGGGUACCUCUGUGCAAGCCCGUGACUGCUACCUCCAGGAGUGUGACAAGCGCUUCAAGCAGGAUGGCAACUGGAGCCAUUGGUCACCCUGGUCUUCCUGCUCAGUCACCUGUGGUUCCGGUGUCAUCACUCGUAUCCGCCUCUGUAACUCUCCCACCCCCCAGUUCGGAGGCAAGGACUGCAAGGGAGAGGGCCGUCAAACUGAGACAUGUCUAAAGUCUCCAUGCCCCAUCAAUGGCAACUGGGGACCCUGGUCACCAUGGGAUACAUGUACUCUCACCUGUGGAGGUGGUGUCCAGACUCGUAAACGCCUGUGCAAUGACCCCACACCAAAAUACGGUGGUAAAGAGUGUGUUGGAGAUGCCAAAGACACUCAGAUGUGCAACAAGCAAACCUGCCCCAUCGACGGGUGCAUAUCUAACCCCUGUUUUGCUGGAGCCAAGUGCACCAGUUUCCCUGAUGGUUCCUGGAAGUGUGGAAAGUGCCCGACAGGCUACACGGGCAACGGUAUCAAGUGUAAAGAUAUUGAUGAGUGCAAAGAAGUCCCAGAUGCUUGCUUUGAGUUUAAUGGUGUGCACCGCUGUGAAAAUACAGAUCCUGGCUACAACUGUCUGCCCUGCCCUCCUCGCUUCUCAGGACCCCAGCCAUUUGGCAGAGGUGUGGAGCAGGCUGUUGCAAAUAAACAGAUAUGUACACCCCGCAAUCCCUGCAUUGAUGGAAGCCACGACUGCAACAAAAAUGCCCGCUGCAUCUACCUCGGACACUUUGUCGAUCCCAUGUAUCGCUGUGAGUGCAAGCCCGGUUAUGCUGGCAAUGGUCAUAUCUGUGGAGAGGACACAGAUCUGGAUGGAUGGCCCAAUGCUGACUUGGUGUGUGUGGAGAAUGCAACCUACCACUGCAAAAAGGACAACUGCCCCAACCUCCCCAAUUCUGGUCAGGAAGAUUAUGAUAAAGACGACACUGGAGAUGCUUGUGACAAUGAUGAUGACAACGAUGGCAUUACUGAUGACAGAGACAACUGUCCAUUCAUCUACAACCCAAGACAGUAUGACUAUGACCAUGAUGAUGUUGGUGACCGCUGUGACAACUGCCCCUACAACAGUAACCCUGACCAGACGGACACAGACAACAAUGGAGAGGGAGAUGCCUGUGCUGUGGACAUCGACGGAGAUGGCAUAAUGAAUGAGAAUGACAACUGUCCCUAUGUGUACAACGUCAACCAGAAAGACACAGACCUGGACGGGGUGGGAGACAUGUGCGAUAACUGCCCCCUGGAACAUAAUCCUGAUCAGGUUGAUUCAGAUGAUGACCGUGUGGGAGACAAGUGUGAUAGUAACCAAGAUAUUGAUGAGGAUGGACACCAGAACAACCUGGACAACUGCCCAUACAUUCCCAACGCCAACCAGGCUGACCAUGACAAGGACGGCAGAGGAGACGCGUGUGACUAUGAUGACGAUAAUGACGGUAGCUGGACUCUGAUGGUGAUGGCCGUGGAGAUGCUUGCAAAGAUGACUUUGACCAAGACAACGUGCCUGACAUCUAUGAUGUGUGCCCUGAAAACUUCGAUAUUAGUGAGACAGACUUCCGGAAGUUCCAGAUGGUUCCUUUGGACCCCAAAGGCACCUCCCAGAUUGAUCCUAACUGGGUUGUCCGACAUCAGGGCAAAGAGCUGGUUCAGACUGUCAACUGCGACCCUGGCAUUGCUGUUGGGUACCACGAGUUCAAUGCAGUGGACUUCAGUGGGACUUUCUUCAUCAACACAGAUAGGGAUGAUGAUUAUGCUGGCUUUGUGUUUGGCUACCAGUCCAGCUCCAGGUUCUAUGUUGUGAUGUGGAAGCAGAUAACACAGACCUACUGGUCAAAUAAACCCACCAAGGCUCAGGGGUACUCUGGCCUGUCCAUUAAAGUAGUUAACUCC